AGGGGCUUCAGACUCGCGGGAGAGACGAAGGCUGGCUCUUAACUCGUCAACUUAAGUAGAGCGGCGUAGAUAAAAGCAGCAGACAGAAUCAGACACUCUUUUUUUCUUUUUUUUUUCCGCCCCGAGAGUAUGAUGUAAAGAGAAAACAUUCUCCUUUCAAAGUGGAAGUCUUGCUGAGCUGGUUAACCAGCCAAGCACACAUUUGUGUAAAUGAAAGAGAAAGAUGGAGGAAGAGCACGAUGAUGAUGAUGACGUUUGGAACGCAUCCGCAGUUAUUCUGGAUAUUGACUCAGGGUCGUGGGCUGACCGCUCCCCACUGCAUGAUGCUGCAAGCCAGGGACGGCUUCUGGCCCUGAAGACUCUCAUUGCCCAGGGCCACAGUGUGAACGCGCUGACGGUAGACCAUGUGAGUCCUCUCCAUGAAGCCUGCAUCGGGAACCAUGUGUCCUGUGCAAGAACGCUCAUCGAUUCUGGAGCCAACGUAAACGUGACGACCAUUGACGGUGUGACCCCUCUGUUUAACGCCUGUUCGACCGGCAGUGUGACGUGUUUGGAGCUGCUGUUGGAAUGUGGAGCCAGACCGCAGGCCAUGGCCCCAUGCCAACCAUCCCCUAUCCACGAAGCAGCCAGCAGAGGCCACAGUCAGUGUGUGGAGGUGCUGAUCUCAUGGGGUGCAGAUGUGGAUUAUGAAACCCGCAAUAUGGGCACUCCACUCUACACGUCCUGCCGAUGCAGAGAGUUUGUCUGCGCUCGCAAGCUGCUGGACGGAGGAGCGAAUGUUCAGAGAGGCAGGCUGAUGGAGACUCCUCUGCACGCGGCGGCUCAGCGGGACAGCGUGGGAAUUGUGAAGCUGUUGCUGGAGUUCGGUGCCGAUGUUAACGCUCGAAACCUGAGCUUUAAACGGCCGGUGGAAGUGGCACCUCCUGGAGGACUCACCGAAGGAUUCUUGCUAAUAUAUGAGGCCACGCCCCGUUCUCUGGGCCAGCUUUGUCGUCAGCAAAUCAGAGAGUGCCUGGGUCGAACCAGACUCCACCUCAUUCCACACCUACCCCUCCCUAAAGCACUCAAGAAAUUCCUGCAGUACAGAUAGCAUUAGAUAACAUUAUCAAUGUACACUGAGUGUCCAGGUUAAUAUGUCCACCUUCCUUGGACCUACACGGAUUGCCCAGUUUAUCAGAAACCUCUACUAAAUAGCUCCACUAUGUGGAGUUAAAAACACAGACUGUGACUGCACACUUUUUCGCCCCCUUCCACACCAUUCAUCAAAGGGGACCACCAUCGGACUGCAAGAUGUUAUUUGAGUGGUAAUUCAUUCUCCUAGAUCACACCUGGACAGCAGUGGUCCUAUGGUGGUCUCCAUUGAUGAAUGAGGUGGGGGGGGCUGAUAAACUCUGCAGCAACAGAUGGGCUAAAGUCUGUAACUUUACGUCUACAUCGUGCACCUAUAUGUUAGGUGUUUCUAAUAAACUGGCCAAUUAGUGUAAAAUAGUGGAGAUAAAAAGCUGGCAACUCUGUGUGCAUCAGCUUGCUAUGCAUUACUGUUAUAUACUGUUUUUUUCUUUAAAAAACUGAGAUGAGUUACUGAUACAGUGUGACCUUGAUGUGACAGUGGAAAGACAGAUAGAUAAGCUAUGCAAAACAUUUGAAAAGCUGAUGCCUCAUACGGAAAAGAAGCGUAUAUAAACUGUACUUAUCUGAUACAUUUGAAAAUUCUUAAGUGUUUAAGUAUAUUUUGGAAUUGAACAGUAUGUUUGAAAUGUAUUUCACAUGUAUAAAAUACAUGUCCAUGUAUUUCUUUUCCAUAUGUAACAUAUUCAUGAAUUGUAUUUUCUAGAUUGAUUUAACAUAUGUUGAGUACAUUCUUUUGGAGCUUCUGUGGUGACAUGGUGAUUAUUUUUUAAUAAGGCAUGCCCACAAAUUAAUAUAUUGAGGCCACUAGUUAAGCACAUUUCUGGCCUCAAUAUAGUAAAUAGUGGCUUCAGUAUAUUAAUUUGUAGCCUCAAGUUAUUUAUAUGUGGCCUUAAUAUAUUAAUUUGUGGCUUGAAUAUAUUAAUUUGUGGCCUCAAUAUAGUAAUUCCUUUCCUAUCCCAUUGUGAUUUCAAAAUAUUAAUUUGUGGACUCUACAUAUGUAUUUGUGGCCUCAAUAUAGUAUUUUUUGGCCUCAGUAUAGUACUUUGUGGCCACAAUAGUAAAGUAUGGCCUCAAUAUAGUAAUUCCUGGCCUCAAAAUAUCAAUUCAUGACCUCAAAUUAUUCAUUUGUGGCCUCAAUAUAGUAUUUUGUGCCUUCAAAAUAUUCAUUUGUGGCCUCAAAAUAGUAGUUUUUGGCCUUAACAUAGUACUUUGUGGCCACAAUAGUAACUUGUGGCUUAAGUAUAUUAAUAUGUGGCCUUUGCCUUAUUGAAAAAUAAUCUCCAUGUCACCUUAGGGGCUCCGUACAUUAUGUUCAGUGAAGUGCAAUUACUCCUGGCCGUGCAUAAUUCAAUAAACAUCUCUGUCGCA
Molecule: messenger RNA, 2499 nt
Organism: Colossoma macropomum (tambaqui)
Lineage: Eukaryota; Metazoa; Chordata; Actinopteri; Characiformes; Serrasalmidae
Gene: asb5a
Product: ankyrin repeat and SOCS box containing 5a
Exons: 8
Coding region: 224-1090 (288 amino acids)
Biological process (GO): protein ubiquitination; positive regulation of protein catabolic process; intracellular signal transduction
Molecular function (GO): protein binding
Source: RefSeq, a predicted model, not a curated record